Molecule: messenger RNA, 1113 nt
Organism: Vigna radiata var. radiata (mung bean)
Lineage: Eukaryota; Viridiplantae; Streptophyta; Magnoliopsida; Fabales; Fabaceae
Exons: 2
Coding region: 523-1101 (192 amino acids)
Source: RefSeq, a predicted model, not a curated record
UUCUGGGAGCGUUUUAAGAAGAAGGUGCAGUGGAAAGCUGAACAUGAAAGUCAAAUACAUAGAAAUUUUCACAUGAAAGCAUCUCAUCGGCUCUCAGAGAUGUUUAGGGAUGCCCGAAUUGCAGGGGAGCGCCCUUACUGGAUGGGCGAAAUCAUUUGGAACUCUUUGCUUGCACAUUGGAAUUCAGUAGAGUUUCGCAAGAAGAGUGCUACAAACCAGAGGAACAGAGCGAGUGAAAAGGGUGGUGCCUUGCAUACUGGCGGGUCGAUCACAAUUCACGAGCAUGCCAUUCGUAUGGUAAACUUUCUUUACUUUUCUGUUUCUUUCAUAUAUAACUUAUGUAUUUUCUAUUUCAUAUACACUAAUAAGUCUAAAUUAUGUUACAGGCACAAGCUCUUGGACGGGCCGUCCAUGUUGACGAGGUCUUUGCACAUACCCAUGUUCGGAAGGGCACUAAUGAAUUCGUUGAUGAAAGAUCUCGCAAGACUCAUGUAAAUAGCACUCCUAGUAUUAGUAAUCCACAUGAUUAUGUUAUUGUAUCAUUCCCUGACAUUGUUUUUAAUGUUUCAACAAGAAGAAUUUUCUACGAGACUUUUACAGGUUAGAUCCGAACAUGGGUCAGCUCCUACACCGGAUGAUGCGAGUAAUGCAGAUGACGACAUCCGUAGGACACAGUACUGGGUCAAUGUCGUUGGUGGGAAGAAAAAGGGACGAGUCUACGGUGCAGGACAACUUGCUGCAAACUAUACAGCAUCGAGAGGAGGUACACUAAAGCACCAACCUUCUUCUUCUUCCACCCCUUCUGCUGACGAGGCCAUCCAGCGCUUGACACAGCUACUAGAGCAACAUGACCAAGAAAACCGUGCAUUGAGAGAAGAAUAUACUGACUUGAGAGACGAGUUUUCAAGCUUCAAGUCCCUGGUCAUGAGAGCGCUGCCUCAAACUUCAGACACUCCUUCCACUGUCCCUCCGACCCAGCCACGACCCUCCCCGUCACCCGCCGUCCCUCAUCAGUCCAUAUCAGUCCAGCCCACACCAGUCCAACCAUCUACAGAUGAGCAAGACGAUGAAGAUAUGUCUGAAGACUUUGUACAAUUUUAGUUUCAUUUUGUU